GGGCGUGGACUGAGCGAAGCCGCUUCCCGGGCGUAGCGUGAGGUGAAAAAGCAGCCUCCCCACCGCUGGUCCACUUAGGAGCCCGUGAGCGCAUAGAGAGCAACAUGUCAGCGCCGGCGGCCAAAGUCAGCAAAAAGGAGCUCACCACCAACCUCAACGAAGCCCUUGAGACAUCGGAAAUACAGCUACAAGAAGCAGUGGAACGAAUCGAUGACGUGCAAAGUGAAAUAGACAAACUGAACGAGCGAGCCAGUGCGGAAAUUUUGAAAGUGGAACAGAGCUAUAACCAGCUCCGCCAACCUUUCUUUCAGAAGAGGUCAGAGUGGAUCGCCAAAAUACCGGACUUCUGGGUGACCACCCUUCUCAGCCACCCUCAGUUGUCCUCGCUGUUUGGGGAGGAAGAUGAGGAAGCCCUGCGUCACUUGACCAGGAUCGAAGUGAUAGAAUUCGAAGACGUGAAAUCGGGUUACAGAAUAGAUUUUUAUUUUGAUGAAAACCCUUACUUUGAAAAUAAAGUGAUCUCCAAAGAGUUUCACCUUGAUGAAAGUGGGCAUCUGGCUUCAAAGUCAACUGAAAUCCAUUGGAAAUCUGGAAAAGACUUGACCAAGCGCCCGAAUCAGAUCCAGACUGAAGGUGGCCGCAAAAGGUUUCGAAAGGAGGCAGACAGCUUUUUCACUUGGUUCUCAGACCAUACCGAUGCUGGAGCAGAUGAGUUAGGAGAGGUCAUCAAAGAUGAUAUCUGGUUAAAUCCCUUACAGCACUACCUGGCAUCUGAUAUUGAUGAUGAAGACAGGGAAGGAGAAGGAGACGAAGAAGAAAAUCUAGAGGAGAGUGUUGGUGAUGAAGAGGAGAGUGAAGAGGAGGAAGAUGACGGGGAACGUGAUGUUGAGGGAGAAGACGGAGGGGAGAAUACGGGCCAAAAUGACUAAGAGAACAUUGAUGGAUUCCAAAACUCCCUUUAGCUUUAAAAAAUGUCUCCAGUUCCUGGGCGCGAGUUUCAGUCUUUUUAUUUUCAUUUCGUCCUCAGUCACCUUGUUCUCUUGAGGGUUCUUUGUUUCCUCAUACCAUAGUUCACAACUUUUUUUGUUUCUGGGGGUACAGGGAAUACUUUGAGCAGAAUACAGCGGGACAAGUCUCCA
Vombatus ursinus (common wombat) is the source of this 1139-nucleotide messenger RNA. Its product is annotated as protein SET-like. Gene Ontology annotation, biological process: nucleosome assembly. The transcript has a single exon. Gene Ontology annotation, molecular function: chromatin binding; histone binding. The record is from RefSeq and is a predicted model, not a curated record. The coding region runs from base 105 to 929 and encodes 274 amino acids. Lineage: Eukaryota; Metazoa; Chordata; Mammalia; Diprotodontia; Vombatidae. Gene Ontology annotation, cellular component: nucleus; chromatin.